AUGUCUGCAUCACACCCUUACGUCCUCGAUGACGAUGACGACAGGCCUAUUGACAACGAGGAGAGCGAAUUUGAUCUUAUCGACUAUGACUCUAACGAUGAGGAGCCUGAGGUUAUUUCUCAUAAGUCUCACACUAGCUCGACUGCCUCUGCACCUGACCCUGCGAGAGCUCCUUCUCUUCAGCGCUCAGAAGUCGUGAUAGGAAGUUACCGCUUGGGCAAAGGUCUAGUCAUUAGACCAGAUCAUACAGUCGAGCUUCGUGAUCACUUGACACAUGAAGUCAAUACCAGGCAUAGUAGUGAUUUCCUCCGUGUCAAGUACAUCGUCUUGAACUUGGAGACAGAUGAGGUCCGGCUUCGCGGUUACCGAAUGCGACGUGUCAAAUACCUUGGCCAGUUAUUUGACUGGAAGUUAAAUGAGCUUGCAAUGGUACUACGUAUCAAGGAACAUGACGACCGCACUCCGCUCGUUGCUGGGCUGGAAGAUGUAAACAUCGACGAAGUUUACCGCAUACGUGACUGCACACUCACAAGCAAGCCAUAUCCCUUCCUCAGUUUCCGGACUAGUGGUAGAUUGGCUGUCCCUAUUGGCAUCAGUCAAGAAGAGAUUAAGCUCCAAAUCUUCCAUGCGGGGAGACUCACCUGCAGAGUCAUCAACAUACAGUACAUGAAUCAACAUGAGAAAUCAUACAGUGGCAUCGUCCGGUAUCUUUACGCAAAAGAGGCAGAUGAGCUUAGGAACGUGGAUGUGAUGGCGCAAGCCGGUGCAUCUCGAAAGACAGCAAUAUCUCUCGGAGUCGAGGAUGAUGAUGAUGAUUGCGUAAUUGUUACUAAAGAUUGCCUUACUUCUAGGAACAGGAAGUGUCAUAGGCGCGCCGAUUCGACUAGUUUGGCCACUUCAAGAGGUAAAGCCAGAUUCAGCAACAAGAAAGACCAAAUAACCUAUGGAGACGUCUAUUGUGGCGUUGGUGGUGCGUCUCAAGGCGCUUUGCAAGCGGGCUACUCAGUUGUCUGGGGGUUGGACAAGGAUGAUCGGGCUAUUGAAGCUUACAAGAUGAACCACCGUAGUGCUUAUGCGUUGAAGAUGGAUGCACAUGAUUUUCCACCCCCAGGUAUUAGCAAGAAGGCAUGGAGGGUAGAUGUCCUCCACCUGUCCCCUCCAUGCUGCUAUUGGAGUCCUGCGCAUACUCAGCCAGGACCCAACGAUCAAGAAAAUUACGAGGCCUUAUACACAAUUGGCCCCAUACUAAAGAAAGUCAAGCCUCGAGUGGCAACACUCGAGCAGACCUCUGGUUUAUUGACAAGCCGAGCGCAUAAACAGAACUUUUUUACGUUGCUUAACGAUAUUGGCAAGGCUGGAUACGACUUACGAUACAAAAUCCAAGACUUGUCAGAAUUUGGUCUCGUGCAGCAACGUAAGCGGCUUCUGAUUAUUGCUGCUAGGCGCGGGAUGCCUCUGGCACCUUUCCCCAAACCCACACAUGGGCCUCCUGGUAGUGGCCUGAAACCCCUUGUCUCUAUCGGGGAUGCGCUCCGACCUUUGAGAAAUCUUGCGUAUGAGGCUGCCACCGAUAUCUACAAUCAGCCUCGUUUCUUUGCGUCUCCUAGAACGCCAUAUAGUGCGAACUCAUACCUGAAAGGCUGCAUCACUACAGGAGGGACCACCUCAUAUCACCCAUCUGGCACACGACCAUUCACUGCAAGAGAGCUUUCUCUCUUUCAAAGUUUCCCGCUUAGCUACCAAUUCACUGGAUCAAAAAGUGAGGCAACGAAGCAAGCAGGAAAUGCAUUCCCGCCUAUAAUGGCUGAGGCUUUGUACCGCAGCAUAGCCAAAACCUUGAAGGCAUUUGACCAGGACCUGAUUGGAGCGGAAGAUAUCGAAGAGCUUUCCAAAAAUGGCGAAGAGAUCAUCAACUUACUCAGUGAUGACGAUGAAGAGACCACCACCUUACUCAGUGCUCACGAUAAAGAGAUUGAGACUCUUAGUGACUGA
Messenger RNA from Bipolaris oryzae ATCC 44560, 1992 nucleotides. RefSeq lists its product as uncharacterized. The record is from RefSeq and is a predicted model, not a curated record. Gene Ontology annotation, molecular function: methyltransferase activity. NCBI's taxonomy places the organism in Eukaryota, Fungi, Ascomycota, Dothideomycetes, Pleosporales, Pleosporaceae. Bases 1 to 1992 code for a protein of 663 amino acids. The transcript is spliced from 5 exons. Gene Ontology annotation, cellular component: nucleus.